AUGGAGCUCUGUAGAGCCACUGCUUUCUCAUGGACCCACAGAGUCUCUACCUCUCUUCAUGUCUCUCUGCCCCUCUCUAAGUUUGAGACUAAGAGACUCAGUGUUUGGUGCGCUUCUGAUCGAACCCAGAAGGCAAAUGCAAUGACCGUAUCAAUAACUGGAGCCACGGGUUUUAUAGGUAGAAGAUUGGUGCAAAGGCUGCAUGCAGAUAAUCAUAGUGUGCAUGUCUUGACACGGUCUAAAUCCAAGGCUGAGUUAAUUUUUCCUGUCAAGGAAUUUCCAGGAAUUGUGAUUGCAGAGGAGCCAGAGUGGAAAGACAGUAUCCGAGGUUCAAAUGGCGUUGUAAAUUUAGCUGGAGUGCCCAUAAGUACAAGAUGGUCUCCUGAGAUAAAGAAAGAGAUCAAGGAUAGCAGGAUUAGAGUCACCUCGAAGGUCAUAGAUUUAAUAAAUGAUUUACCAGAUUCCGUUCGGCCUACAGUCUUGGUUAGCGCGACUGCCGUAGGUACUAGUGAGACACAAGUAUUUGAUGAACAAAGUCCGUCAGGAAAUGAUUACUUGGCUGAGGUUGCGUCAACAGCAGAGCCAAAAACCAAGGUGCAGAAGCCACCUGUUGAGGGAUGGGAUUGUGAUUUUAUAGGCUGCUUUGAUGAAGAUCUCGAGUUUGUGACUGUAACUUAUGUUUGCAGAGAAUGGGAAGCAACUGCCCUCAAAGUAAAUAAGGAUGUGAGGUUAGCACUUAUUCGCAUAGGUGUUGUGCUUGGCAAAGAUGGCGGUGCUUUAGGUAUGAAUAGUCCUGUCAACCCUUACUUCCCUUCUAAAAUGAUCCCUCUCUUCAUGGUGUUUGCUGGAGGACCCUUGGGCUCUGGAAAACAAUGGUUUUCCUGGAUUCAUCUGGAUGACAUAGUGAACCUGAUAUAUGAAGCUCUAUCCAAUACAUCUUAUAAAGGAGUUAUCAAUGGAACUGCACCCAACCCAGUUCGAUUUGCAGAAAUGUGUGAACAUUUGGGAAAUGUCUUGGGUAGGCCUUCAUGGCUGCCUGUACCAGAUUUCGCCCUGAAAGUGGUCCUUGGAGAAGGUGCUUCUGUGGUUCUGGAUGGGCAAAGGGUGCUUCCAGUUAAAGCCAAAGAAUUAGGCUUCACGUUCAAGUACUCUUCUGUUAAAGAUGCUUUAAGAUCCAUUAUUUCACAAUAA
Messenger RNA from Prunus armeniaca (apricot), 1191 nucleotides. NCBI's taxonomy places the organism in Eukaryota, Viridiplantae, Streptophyta, Magnoliopsida, Rosales, Rosaceae. The record is from the annotation of a GenBank genome assembly.